Messenger RNA from Fukomys damarensis (Damara mole-rat), 1490 nucleotides. Its product is annotated as eukaryotic translation initiation factor 6-like. The record is from RefSeq and is a predicted model, not a curated record. Gene Ontology annotation, biological process: cytosolic ribosome assembly; maturation of LSU-rRNA; ribosomal subunit export from nucleus. Bases 133 to 384 code for a protein of 83 amino acids. NCBI's taxonomy places the organism in Eukaryota, Metazoa, Chordata, Mammalia, Rodentia, Bathyergidae. Gene Ontology annotation, molecular function: ribosomal large subunit binding. Gene Ontology annotation, cellular component: cytosol; nucleolus; preribosome, large subunit precursor. The transcript has 2 exons.
CUGACCGAUUUCGGAGGGCGGGGUCGCGACGCUUCUGAGGGGACGAGGCUCCGGGACCCGCGACUGACUGGUAGCCGAUCCGUCCGUCGACCCUGCCUGCGUUCGCGGUGGGGGAACCUCCGGGCUUCGGUCAUGGCGGUGCGAGCGUCUUUCGAGAACAACUGUGAGAUCGGUUGCUUUGCCAAACUCACCAACACCUACUGCCUGGUGGCCAUCGGAGGGUCGGAGAACUUCUACAGCGUGUUUGAGGGCGAGCUCGCCGAUACCAUCCCUGUGGUGCACGCGUCCAUCGCCGGCUGCCGCAUCAUCGGGCGCAUGUGUGUGGGUAAGGCAUGUGGAGGACGCCUAGGGAGAGUGGAGAGUCCAAGCACCAUUAAUUAUUAAUCGUAUCCCUGGAGGGGACGCGGAGUGACCUAGGAGUUUCCAGGCCUUCGUUCAUUAUCUCCGUGGACUGUGGAAUCUCUCGGGGCUGAGUAGGACCCAGUCUGAGAGCAGUCAGGGGAACAAGAGUUCUUGAGAAUAAUAAAUACAAAUGACAGUCAAAAGAAAUAGCACAAUCAGGUGCAUUGUCGCACGGCUGUAUCCUAGCUACUUAGAAUGCUGAGGCAGAGGGAUGGAUGGCAAGUUGGAUCCCAACCUGGGCACCUUAGGGCGACUGUAAACGUGAAAAAGGCAAGUCGCUCUGUUUUUAUUUUUGUUUUUGAUAACGGGAAUCGAACUCAGGGCCUCAUGCUUGCCAGGUAGGUGCUGUACCCCUGUGCUACAUCCCUGGCCGAGAAACAAGUACUUUUGCUCUUGUUCUCUAGAAGUACAAAUCGGUGUCUUUUUUUAAAAUUAGAAAUUAGUAUCUUAAUUUGGCUAAUGAGGAAAUGAGAUUAGGGAAUCUAGGUGACUCACCAAGUACCACACCUAUUGUGGAGAAGGAUUUUAAUUUUGUCUCUUUUCUGCCACCGACUGACUGUAUAGACAAGCUUCUUCCUGGUUCUGAGCAUCCAUUUCUGCCUCUGUGAAAUGAUACAGGCUCAGAGGCUGGGUUAUCUUGUACAUUUAAAUCCUCAGUUCCCAUUUCCAUGCCUGGCAUUUCUGCUCUGAUCUGCCAUAGCUGUCAGCUGUGGCCAUUCCUCCUUUCUUUAGGGUGGCUCUGUGUCCUGAUAGUGCCACCUCUUGUUUCUUACUUUGCCGAUUGGGUUCACAGAAGUCUUAUUUUUUUACUUUCAAUUAAGAAAAAUCUUAAACAUUAUGACCUUGUUUUCUAAUUCAUUUCAAACACUUUGAUCGAAGAACAGGAAAACAACACCCUGAUCUCUAUCCAUGCCCGUGAGAUUUGAAGAAAACUCAGAGAAUGAGGGUGAAUGUAGCUUAGCCCUUGUAUUAUAAGAGAGCAGCUCUUAGUUCUGAGGUUCAGAGUUGUGGCCUUACAAGGACACAGAGAAUUUUAGCUGUAGUUCUGAAGGUGUCAUUAAACUUUGUUCUGUUUUGUUGGCAUGGAG